CUGCCUCCCCGACAGACGACGCAGAGAGGGACAGAGAGAGGAGAAGAAGACGCGGGUAGAAACUCCUCAACGUCUUUUAAACUCUUGUAAACACGAGCAGGACUGGACUCUGGCGCUUUGAAGUGUCCGCCGGAGACUUUACGCGCGGCUUUUGGAGACGUUGACGCGUCGGGCUGCGCGCGUGACGGAGAACCCACCUGUCGGACGAAGGUAGAUCUCGCUCCGUUUCUUCUAGGAUGUGAAUCUCCCUGAUUUAUGUGAAGUAACGGAGCAGACCGAGCGGAGCAGACGGGCAACUCGGGGUCAGAGCUGGCGCUGGUGAAGAACAUGUGCAGCCCUGUGAGGAGCGGGAACACCGCGGCUGUAGAGGACUGAGUCUUUCCAGGGGGAAAAAAACAACUUUUUCCACAGAGUGUUCCACGGCGGGAGGAUGGAUGGAGAACAUUCUGCGCUGUCAGGAGUGGAGAGGGAGAGAGAGAAGCUUCCACCCAUUUACCACAGCUCGCCUCCAGCUGGUUUGGGGCGAGGAGCCAAGCAGCCGUUUCCAUCUCUGGGCACCUUCAUCUCCACACUGAGCCAGCGGAGGGAUGCAGGGGGGCGGGGCUUGGCGGGCACCCUGAGCGGCACCCUGGGGCUCAGGCACGGGAGAGAGCUGCCUCCGAUCUGCAGCGAUGUUCGUCAGAAGCAGCGCCUCUCCAUCGACACUCUGCCUCCAGAGGUCAAAGCUCCGUUCCCCUCUGACCCCAUCAUCCCCCUGCGCACCAAGACCACCAAGGAGUUUCAGGAGGACAUGGAGCGUGCCGUCCAAUCAGGGGACUGGAGGGAGGUCCGAGAGUUUUACCUGACCACUUUCGACUCCUUCAUAGAAAUCAAUGCUGCCUUCAAGCGAGAGGCGAACGGGUCGUUUAACACCAUAGACGACUCGGGAGUCAACGCCAAGUUUGUCAACGCCGUUUACGACGCGCUGCUCAGCACACCUCAGGACAUCCAGAAGUCGGUGUUGAAAGGGAUCAUCAACAGCCUGCUGAGGGAGUGGAAAGGGCCUCGGACGAAGGACGACCUGCGAGCGUAUUUCAUCCUGGUUCAGAACCCCCAGUACUCGAGCACCAGCACUUACGUGAUCUACGCUCACCUGCUGAGGCAGAUCGCAGCUUUGUCCGAGGCCGACCACCACUUCCUGGUUCACUGGCUUAAAAAGCUGUCAGCACGGCGCUUCAGGCAGCUGGUAGAGCGCCUCCUGCAGUUCAUCUCCACCCGUCUGUUUCCUGCAGAACCAGACGAACUUCCUCCUCUCGCCAAGUGCUCCUGGUGGAUUCCCUCCGCCACCAAAGUGCUCAGCCUCUUCAACGCAGCCAACAGCGUCUCCUCUCCUCCCAUCAUGCCUUUCACCGACUUCUACAACAUCACUCUUGAGCACAUCGACUUCAUGGAGGAGUACAGGACCUGGCAGAACUACGGCAACUCAAACAGAUUUUCCUUCUGUCAGUUUCCCUUCAUCCUCUCAACGGUGGUGAAGAAAGCCAUCAUCCAGAAAGACUCCGAGCAGCAGAUGAUCAGUCAGGCCAGGCAAAGCUUGGUCAGUAAAGUUUCUCGCAGGCAGAGAGUGGACAUGAACCUUCUGUUCCUCAACAUCAAAGUACGACGAGCGCAGCUCCUCAGCGACUCACUGGAUGAGCUGACGAGGAAGCGGUGCGACCUGAAGAAGAAGCUGCGGGUGACGUUUGUCGGGGAGGCGGGGCUGGACAUGGGCGGCCUGACGAAGGAGUGGUUCCUGCUGCUGGUGCGACAGAUCUUCCACACAGACUACGGGAUGUUCACCUACAUGAAGGACUCGCGCUGCCAUUGGUUCAGCAGUUGGAAGUGUGACAACUACUCUGAGUUCCAGUUGGUCGGGACUCUGAUGGGCUUAGCAGUUUACAACAGCAUCGCUCUGGACAUCCACUUCCCUCUCUACUGUUACAGGAAACUCCUCACUCCACCCACUGUACCAUGUGACCAGAAUGCCCUUGUUGGCAUGGCAACCGCCACCCUGGACGACCUGCAGCAGAUCAUGCCAGAGCUGGCUCACGGGUUGGGAGAGCUGCUGAGCUACGAGGGGAACGUGGAGGAGGAUUUCUACCUCACCUUCCAGGUGUUCCAGGAGGAGAUGGGCGUCGUCAAAUCCUACAACCUGAAGCCCGGUGGAGACAAAAUUCCUGUCACCAAGCAGAACAGGAAGGAGUACGUCCAGCUCUAUGUCGACUUCCUGCUGAAUAAAUCCAUUUAUAAGCAGUUUUCUGCCUUUUACCACGGCUUCCACAGCGUGUGUGCCUCUGACGCGCUCAUGCUGCUGCGGCCGGAGGAGGUGGAGAUGUUGGUGUGCGGCAGCCCAGAGCUCGACAUGAGCGCCCUGCAGAAAGCCGCUCAGUACGAAGGAUACGGCAAGACUGACUCCACCGUCCGGUGCUUCUGGGACGUGGUGUUGGCCUUCCCCCUGGAGCUGCAGAAGAAGCUCCUCCACUUCGCCACAGGAAGCGACCGCGUCCCCGUCGGAGGAAUGGCCGACCUCAACUUCAAAAUCUCCAAGAUCGACGUUCCGACCGACUGGUUGCCGAUCUCUCACACCUGCUUCAAUCAGAUCUGUCUGCCUCCGUACCGAACCAGGAAGGAGCUCAAACACAAACUCACCAUCGCCAUCUCCAACGCCGAGGGCUUCGGCCUGGAGUGACCGGCCUACACACACACACACACACACACACAC
Messenger RNA from Seriola dumerili (greater amberjack), 2740 nucleotides. RefSeq names its product HECT domain E3 ubiquitin protein ligase 2 (gene hectd2). The transcript is spliced from 22 exons. Lineage: Eukaryota; Metazoa; Chordata; Actinopteri; Carangiformes; Carangidae. Gene Ontology annotation, molecular function: ubiquitin protein ligase activity. Gene Ontology annotation, biological process: protein polyubiquitination. The coding region runs from base 431 to 2707 and encodes 758 amino acids. The record is from RefSeq and is a predicted model, not a curated record.